AUGACAAGAAAGUAUGGGCCCUCCGGGGCGUCAAGGGUUACGGACGCGCGAUACACUAGCUACAAGACUUCAAAAUCCGAGGAAAGUCCCGAGAAUGCUCUGCGGCGCUCGGUAAAGAUCGUGCAACACUUGUCGUUGGCGAUUCUGAGGCCUCUGCCGUCAUCAGGUAAAAUCAACAGAGGCUCCGGAGCUAUCGGUACUCCGUCCGCCAAGCCCAAGCAUGGGAGCAUGCAAAGGCACAUGGACAAGGAAAACUACGGUGGCUAUACAUUACUGCAAGCGUACUUGCAUGGUGUUCCACUUAGCUAUAGUGGCUACUACACAAACGAUGAGCACCAUUUCAAGCAAGACUAUCCGCCGACUACAAGUAAGCCGCCCGAAGCACCGAAGGAGGGCGUCGUGGGUCGGCUGGGGCUGUUGAGACAAGACCUGAACCGCAGCAUCCGCUCCACACCCCAAGUUGCGCUUCCUCAACAUCAUGUCGUCCCGCUCGUUAUGGACGUGAGGCUCGAGGAGCUUCAGGGUGCUCACCUACCUGGCACGGAGGACGCAUUUCAGCAAGAUGCUGAUCUUGUGUCGGAGAAAGCCACAGGCAGCUUGCCUACAACUACCCUCGAUCUCGACGCCAAGGCUGGGCAAGCUAGUCAGCAGGAUGACGUGGAGCAUACGGAUUCGACUCUCGAGUGUGAUGAAGAGAUGGCCGAAGCCCGAGUCCCUGACGAGCAGGCCACUGCGGCUCAGUCGUAUCUGCAGCGUAUGGUUGGCCGGGGGGAUGAUCGCGAGGUAUCUGACACGCACCCUGGCGGCGGUCAACGCCAUGACCCAUGCAGCAUACCAAGUAUCAUUAACGACAGGCCCAUGCUCAGGUCUAAUUCCCUUGUCCAGGACGAUACCGAUAAGACGGAGGAUGCAAGUGCCAAGGCUUUGUCCGAAGCAAGCACUAUUGUUGACAACGCCGAGAGCGACACGGAAGAAGGCUUAGGGGGACUCGACGGUUCCAGCGACGUGCUCAACGAUAGGUACAGUGCACGGCUUGAUGCUCCGCCGUCCAAGCUGGACACAAAUGCUGCUGGCACCACAAGGCGUGGGGGCCUACUCUCACCAAGACCCACUCCAUCACCAGAACCCUAUCGGCCAGAUGCCGAAUCCGAUAUGGAUGAGGGCCUGACGACAUCAAGCGCCUAUACGUCGACAACUUCCACCCCGAGCCCACUCGAGCAUGUUGAGGACACUGGGCCUGUGAAGGAUCUCAGGUUUGCUGCAAGUGGGCAAGCUGAAACGAAAUAUUCGCCUGAGCCUUCGUCCAGUGGCGCUAUGACCUGGCCGCAAGACUGCAAUGCCCUCGAGCCGGAAUCGCAGAGACCCGCGCCCUUCUCCAACCUGCCCAACGAAACCACACUCCGUGUGAUGUUCUACGUGGGACUUACAGAACUUCUCAAGUUACGAUUGGUCUGCUCGCACUUUGGCGCCCUCAUCGACGAGAAAUCGAACCUCUCGCUGCUCAUGAAAUGGCCGCAAGUCAUCGCAGGGCUCGACUUCGCGAAACUCAUAGGCAUUACGCGCUACAAUAUCCGUGAUAUCGAUUACCUCGACACUUUAGCAGACAUUGUCACGCGCAGAGGCCUGUGGCUCACCAAAGAUCCGUAUAUCCUGAGUGUUUACAUCAUCAUGGACAUCUUCGUGCGUCAAGGCCACACUGCUAGUGACCCGCCGCCACGCAAUGUUUGGAAUGACUUGUGGAGAGUGGGCUACAACCUCUGGCAGAUCCACAUACAGCAUCAUGGCCCCCCGAACUUGAGAUGCCAGGCCUGGGUCUACUGCUGGGGCUUGUUGGACUUUCUUAGUCGCUUGGAAACCCUUCCACUGAAACCGUACGGCAUAACGAAGGAGAAGAUCGUGGAAUGGUACAAAAAGCUGACUGAGACUCCUGGGGGCUAUUUGCAGGGGCCCAGGCCCGUAGCAGUAGGGCCUCUCAAUCGCCACGACCCUCUCAAGAUGCCAGACUAUCCUCUCACUGGCCUUUACGCUUUCAACAACAAGCUUACCGGUCUACCGAGGGCCUACGAACUCGAGAUUCAUUACAGUCCACCGAUUGUACCAAACGCAGCGAAUCGAUUGUCAAAUCUGUUCGACAUUCCUGAACUGCCGACGCAAUUCGAAGCUUAUGGAAGGUUGUAUAAGAAUGGGUACACUUUUGCUUGGUGUGUACACCGCAAGCCUGUUUUGGACAAGAUCAAAGGCAUAUUCACUGGAGAGCCCAGAUAUGACCGCCAAGCAUUGAGAUCUAACGAAAAAGCUAUCGUCAUCGAGGACCUCUUCCUCUAUUGA
Molecule: messenger RNA, 2328 nt
Organism: Fulvia fulva
Lineage: Eukaryota; Fungi; Ascomycota; Dothideomycetes; Mycosphaerellales; Mycosphaerellaceae
Exons: 1
Coding region: 1-2328 (775 amino acids)
Molecular function (GO): protein binding
Source: RefSeq, a predicted model, not a curated record